Molecule: messenger RNA, 1903 nt
Organism: Anneissia japonica
Lineage: Eukaryota; Metazoa; Echinodermata; Crinoidea; Comatulida; Comatulidae
Product: actin, clone 302-like
Exons: 4
Coding region: 8-1150 (380 amino acids)
Source: RefSeq, a predicted model, not a curated record
AGCUUGAAUGUCUGUUGAAGAUUUAACAUCAGUUGUCAUCGACAAUGGUUCUAAUACGAUUAAAGCUGGUUUUGCGGGAGAUGAUGUGCCAAGGACCGUAUUCCCAGCUAUUGUUGGCAGACCCCGAUAUAAGGAAGGUUUACUUGGUCUGCAACUUAAAGACAGUUAUAUCGGCGAUGAAGCACAGUCUAAACGAGGGUUACUGACCCUAAACCGUCCGAUAGAACGUGGUGUUGUAACAAACUGGGACAACAUGGAGGCGAUAUGGCAUCAUUGCUUCUACAAUGAACUCUGCGUUGCCCCGGAAGAACGCCCAAUAUUACUCACUGAAGCUCCACUCAACCCUAAGGCAAAUCGAGAGAAAAUGACACAAAUAAUGUUUGAAACGUUCAACGUGCCUGCUAUGCACGUGGAUAUACAAGCAGUUCUGUCGUUGUAUGUAGGAGGUAGGACGACCGGUGUAGUAUUCGACUCAGGCGAUGGCGUGUCUCAUGUGGUACCGAUCUACGAAGGAUACGCGCUCCCGCACGCCAUUGAACGCGUUGAACUUGGUGGACGUGAUCUCACAUUAAAUUUGAAAAAAAUAUUAGUAUCAAAAGAUAUAUACCCUUUCACGAACAGCCCAGAUGAUACAGAAAUCGUACGAGAUAUAAAAGAAAAGAUCUGCUACGUCGCCCUUGAUUUUGAACAAGAAAUUACAACUGCUGCAUUUGGUUCAGCGUUGGAAAAAAGUUACGAACUUCCAGAUGGACACGUUAUCACAAUCGGAAACGAACGAUUUCGAUGUCCCGAAGUUCUCUUCCAACCGUCAUUCAUCGGCAUGGACCAUUGUGGAAUUCACGAGACAAUAUUCAACAGCAUAAUGAAAUGUGACGUGGACAUUCGCAACAAUUUGUAUCAAAAUUGCGUGCUCUCGGGUGGGUCUACAAUGUUUUCAGGUAUUGCAAAUCGUCUGCAGAAAGAAAUGACGUCAUUAGUACCUACGGGUGUGAAUGUGAAUACCAUAGCUCCUCCAGAACGAAAGUAUUCCCCAUGGAUGGGCGGCUCUAUAUUAGCCUCUUCAUCCAUAUUUAAACAGACAUAUAUACAAAAACAAGAAUACGACGAAUCAGGGCCUGGAGUCGUCCACAGAAAAUGUUUUAAAACUUAAUAUAUAGGCUUAUGUAUAUUGAAAACAUGACAUGAAUAUUAUGGUAAGUAGGCAUUGCAAUCAUUGACGAUGUUCCGUAGGAGAUUUUAGAUCGUGUUCAAAAAAUUAAAAAAAAAGACAAUUCAGAAAAAUGUUGUGUCAUGUGUGGAUUCAAUAGCGAUCACAGCGCAAUGUAGUACCUACCAACCACAUAAGCUUUUGUUUUUUAAUAUAAGAACCAGUAACAUUUUUACGCAUGGUCAGUGUUCCUAUUUGUUCGGCCAAUUGCAGGCUCAAAUUGUUUUGUUCUCAUUUUACUCACUUCUUCGAAGAUAUAAAUUAAAUUAUAUUACUGUAGGCCUGUAUUAAUUAUUCUAGAUAGUAUUACAUACUCACUACCAACAGAAUUUUACAUUCACUCUUUUAGAACCUAAAGAGAGAAUUCUUACAUUUUACUUCAGCCUUUCUCAAUUGUUCUUAUUUUGUUCUUAUUUUUCAAAGCAACUUCAGCUUCGGUGUUCUUAUAAAAUGUGUUGUUAUAAACAAAAGUUAGCGCGCAACGUGAGAUCAGCAAAUCGAGCUCACGUUAUUAUAUAUCGGCCUAUUAUUUCACUUCUCUGUAUAUGAUUGAUUAUUUGUUAUUUUUGUUUAAAUUUCAAUGUUUUUUAUUGUUUGGAGACCCGUUCUAGAGAUAUAAGCCUUCUUCAGUUCACUGUUGGAAAUGCUGUCUCAUUGCUUUAUGUAUUUUACUUUGAAUGAGAAAAAAGAAAUGUU